Molecule: messenger RNA, 9949 nt
Organism: Phascolarctos cinereus (koala)
Lineage: Eukaryota; Metazoa; Chordata; Mammalia; Diprotodontia; Phascolarctidae
Source: RefSeq, a predicted model, not a curated record
AUCUCAUUUGAUUCUCACAGCCACUCUUUGAGGUGGAUGCUCUUACCAUUCCCAUUUUACAGAUGAGGAGGCCGUGGCUGAUAGGGUUAAAUGACUUGUCCCCAGGUCACAUAGCUAGGAAGUGUCAGAGGUGGGGCUUGAACUCAGGUAUUCUUAAUUCCCAGUUCACGUACUGCAAAUGACACAGACUGGAUUUGAGAGAGUCACUUAAACUUUUCAGUGCCCCAAGCAGUUUCGAGAUGCUAAAUUACUGAAGAGUUCUUGAUUUAUACCGUAGUCUAGAUUUAAAAAAAGAAAGUUCGGCAUAGUACCAUAUGAUUGAUUAGAAACAAUACAGUAGCGACAAGAUUGGAAACAACAAAGUGAAGUAGGCUAGUAAAAGCUGAAACUCAGAAAAGACAGCUCCCAGGGAGGGAGGCGUCUUCAAAGGUCCACACUAAGACUUGAGUUCAAAGGGGAUUCCCAGGCCUAUUCAGCUAUGAAUCAGCAAUAGACCCUGAGGCCGUUUCUAUACAGUGUUUAUUCUGCACGGUUACAUCCUAAUGAUGGCUCUGACUUACCAAAAAAGGGUUAGUUGUGUUUGGUAUCCUUUGUUUAUGAAGGUAGGGGAUGGAUGUGGUUUAGAAAGAUUUUUAUCCAAAAAUGGUUAAAAAAAAAAAAGAUAUUGCAGGCUUCAGGAAUGAAACUCCAGUUAUAUGGGACAGAUCUUGUGUGUGAGAGGAUAAGAAGCCAGUGAGGUAUUGCUGUCUCGUUCAGAUUAGCCAAUGUAUCAUGCCAGUUUCGACACAGCACUCAGGGUGUUCAUCUACGAUGGUUCCACUGCUUUGGUAGAAUCUGUAAACAUUUCGAUGACGUCUGUCUCGGCUUGUACUGGUUUCCUUGACCUGAAGCCACAGCUUACCAGCGUCCCUUUAAUUAGGAGUGACAGCUUUGUACGUGGCCAUAAACUGGUUUUGUUUCUCUGUCAUCGAGUGAUUGCUGCUUUGAUGUGUGGGAAGGAAUGAAUCCAUCUUUUGUCGCUGAGUUUCUCCGGGUGGAUGGCACACAGAUUCAGGAUCAGACAGCGAAGGAUAAAGCAUUGCAGCACAUGGCGGCCAUGUCAUCGGCCCAGAUAGUCUCAGCGACGGCCAUUCACAACAAGCUGGGACUGCCGGGAAUCCCACGCCCCACGUUUCCUGGCGCACCAGGGUUCUGGCCAGGAAUGAUACAGACAGGUCAGCCGGGAUCUUCACAAGACGUCAAGCCCUUCGUUCAGCAGGCCUAUCCCAUCCAGCCCACAGUCACUGCCCCCAUUCCAGGGUUCGAGCCUACAUCCGCACCAGCACCCUCAGUUCCUGCAUGGCAGGGCCGUUCCAUUGGGACAACCAAACUUCGACUUGUGGAGUUCUCAGCUUUUCUUGAACAGCAGCGAGACCCAGACUCGUACAACAAACAUCUCUUCGUGCACAUUGGCCAUGCCAACCAUUCUUACAGUGACCCAUUGCUCGAAUCUGUGGACAUUCGUCAGAUUUAUGACAAAUUUCCUGAGAAGAAAGGUGGCUUAAAGGAAUUGUUUGGAAAGGGUCCUCAGAAUGCCUUCUUCCUUGUAAAGUUCUGGGCGGAUUUAAACUGCAACAUUCAAGAUGAUGCAGGGGCUUUCUAUGGGGUGACCAGUCAGUAUGAGAGCUCAGAGAACAUGACCAUCACCUGUUCUACCAAAGUCUGUUCAUUCGGGAAGCAAGUAGUGGAGAAGGUAGAGACGGAAUACGCCAGGUUUGAGAAUGGCCGAUUUGUGUAUAGAAUAAACCGCUCUCCGAUGUGUGAAUAUAUGAUCAACUUCAUCCACAAGCUCAAGCACUUGCCAGAGAAGUACAUGAUGAACAGCGUCUUGGAAAACUUUACAAUUUUGUUGGUGGUGACGAACAGGGAUACACAAGAAACCCUCCUGUGCAUGGCCUGUGUAUUUGAAGUUUCAAAUAGUGAACAUGGAGCACAGCACCAUAUUUACAGGCUUGUAAAGGACUGAGCACGGUUAUUUAUAUAUACAUCUACACACACAUACACACGUCAUCAUGAAACGACAGACUGUAAACCUCAGUACUAAGUGGCCGGGCCCCUGGCCCAGGGCGGCCCCCACGGAUUUCUAAAUCUUGUCAGUCAUUUUUCAUGUGUUCAUAUAUCAUUGUAGCUGUGAAAUUCUGGUACAGUUGUAAAAAAAAAUUCUUUCUAAAAUGAUGUGUUCUUCAGAUUUGUAACCCAUACUUCUUUGGGAAAGAUGACACUUAAGAAACGGAGGUCUCUGUCUGAGGAGGCCUGUUUUUAAUUGUGGUAGAAAAUGUUAAGACAGAAGCAUUUGCCAUGGGAAAUUUACAGCAUUUAUACAAAUGUAUUUAGUUUUUUUCCAACAUAAAGUACUUGUUUUAAGAUGCAAGUAAAAUUAAAGUGAAACUUUAAGUAUAAAUGUAAAUGAGUAGACAAAGUGAAGAAACUUUAGAAUUAUCUUUGUAACUAAUUAGGGUGAAACGAAUGUAAUUCACUAAAUUAUUUUUUAAAUGAAACCUUUUUUUUUCCUUUUUGAAACCAAAUGUUACAAUGUAGCCUUAAGAAACACUUGGUAGGAAGACCCUAAUGAGGCAAAAUUGUAUUUUUUCCUCACCAUUUAAAACUAAUUCUCUAAUCCAUUAAACAUCUGAACAGGUAUUGCAAAGAAAGAAAAUGUCAUCCUUAUCCAUAACAUAUAGAGUGUAUUUAAAAAUAUAAAAUUGUAUUGUACUAAUAUGAAGAUUUGAUUAUUUAAUGAAAAAGAUGGCUUGUUUUGCAAUAAGUAGGUAAAUACUGAAAGUUUAAAGUUACGUUGUAGUCGUGUGUGCAGUUAUAUUUUAUAUGGACAACUAAAUUUUCUAUUAAUUUGAGUGGAAGAAUUUGAAACACUACAAUUAUUAGUAACAAAGUAAGAAUUAAAAAAAAUUGGCAUGAAUACUGCACUGUUAGCUGCACAGUAGAGAGAGGACUGUGGUGGGAAGAAGAUUUCAUAGACCAAAUUCCAAAAGGCUCAUCUGCUUUAGUAUGGAUGCCACCCAGAACAACCCAAGCCCACCUGGACUUUUUAACAGACCCACAUGCACCUUAAUAGCUAAGGUCCCUGCGUGGACCCAGACAAGAGGAAUUUUCUGAACAUUUCUUCAAACCCUUCUAUUCUGUGUGCUGGCUAACCCCCUUAAGGUUUGGGCACACCAUUUGUGACUAACCCUGGUGCAUGUGCCCAUGCUCGUUCUUUUGAAACAAGCUCAUUUGGGAGCUUUUUUCUUGUAGAAGACUUUAACUUCUUCCCUCUUCAAAUACCCAGAUACACUCAGCAGUUAGAGUUGGUAGGGAGAGUGAUAAUGUCCCUUGGGUUCUUUCAACUCUGCUACUAUGUAGGUCAUUAAAAGGCCCAGGUUACAGAGCAUGGUGCUCCUUCCUUCCUUCUUUGCCUAUUGAAUGCCAGUUUUGUGCCACUUACCACCCACAUAAAAACUGCUUCAUAGCUGCAGGGUGCAACCUCUUACCCAAGCCUAGCCUAGGAGUCAGAUUUAGAGCUGGAAAGGGCCUUAGUCAACAUCUUUCCCAGAUCUUUCCUUUUUCAGAUAAAGAAACUGAGACCAAGAAAGACCAAGACUGUCCUGGCAUCACACAGCCAGUAUGUAGCAGAGUCAAGAUUGGAACUCAGGUCCUUGAUUCUAAAUCUCUUUCUUUUCUUAUUAGCACACCCAACAUUUCACAAAGGUGUGCACUUUGUCCCUGGGAAGACAAGCUGGGAGAUCGCACAUUGUGCUGCACUAUGGGGGGUAGCUGUGUCUUCGGAGCUGAAGGACAAAUGCUUCUGGGCUCCAGUCCUUUUUACAAAUCCUGUACUCAACUUAGGCCAGAUCCAGAUGUUGUCCUUAUUCCUGUUUCCAGGGCUCAUUUGGCCUAUUCACAGCCGCUCACAGGUGGCCCUUUGUUUUAAGGCUGCGUGUGUCUUUUUGGAUUACAUCUUCUUGUCCUGUGGCUAAGUGGCUGUCUCCAAAAUACAUGGUGUCCCAAAAGUCUUUGUGCAACUUUAAGCUUUGGUAACUUAAAACUGAACCAAGACUUUUGGUAUCUUGCCCACCUUCUUCCCAUGGUGGUCCCAUUACCCUUUCAGGCAGUUGUGCUUGGAGGGAGGCAUAAGCAACUUGUGUGGCCAGCAAAUGGGAGGGGCAUUUCAAUCUAUUUUUCAAAGCACAAAAAAGAAAAAAAAAAUCCCACGGAGACUCAGAAAUAUGUUAUAUAGUAGUACCAGAUAGAAGGGAUUUAAAAAAAAAAAACCUAGCCAAACAAACCACUUCUUGGUGUCCCAGGCCUCUCUUGCUGGAUUCAUAGCACCCUGGUCACUGUUGUUGAUACGUGGGCAUCUUUCAUUCUCAACACUAUUGUGUGACCAACCACUCAGGUGGUUUUUGAUGUGAAUUCCACCUCUCUGUUCCUUCUGCUCCUUCAAUCUUUGUUUGGGGCUUUGCUGGCUGUUGGUGAGUGGGUUUGGGGUUGUUUUUUGCUAAAAACGCUGAUAUUUAUCAUCUCUUUUUAAAUUUUGGGUGGUUUUUUUUUUUAAUCCUUCAUUUUUCCAAAGCUGAAGCUUUCUCUCAUCCAGCACUUCUCAACAGUAGGGCAGAAGACCUCACUAGCUGUGUGACUCUGGGCAAGUCACUUAACCCCAGUUGCCUCAUUAAACACACACACACACUCUAGGGCAGGGACCUUUUGGUUGUGCUGUGGCCUCCUUUAGCAGAAGCUUCUGUGUUUCUUCCAUCUCUUCCUAGCAACCUGUCCUCCCCUAAAUCCUCCUGCAGGGAGCUACAGAAUUUUAUCCAAGGCCUUUCUGCUGGCUCCCCUUUGUCAUUUCUUCCUCUAACUAAAAACCUCUGGGAAUGAGACCCAUGUGAUAAACCAGUCUUCUGAAACACUGGUCCCCUCUACCUUCUUUCUAGGCCUUCUGUCAUGCCAGUUUUCACCAGGGAGUGUGGGGUCCCUCCGUCUAUUUCCUGAAAUGAGUGUGUAUUGACAAAAGAACACUAAAUUGGGCGGUGAGGAAAGCUGAGGCGCUCAGACACAACUCCGUUCCCAUUUGUUUUCCUGAAAGACCCAGCAUAGAAUCAGGGACUGCUUUGGAGACUGUCUUAAACAGAAGGUUAGCACUAAUAAGGCCCUUUGGAGGUCAUGUAGUCCAGCGUUUCCCAUCCCAUACUAGACUGAUCUCAUGAGAGUGGUGAUGGGGACCUGGGAAGAAAGAAACAGAAGUUGUGAGCCCCAGAAUGUAGAAAGUGGGACAGUCAGCAGGUUUGUUUAUGUUUAUAGGUUUUACGAAGUAAAGGCCUUUAGUAAUAAAAUGAAUUCUUGCUGGUAAUUUGGAAACAAUGAUUUGGCCUAACCCACCAUUUUACAAAAGGAAGAAACUUAGGGCCAAAGACAUUUGACAAACUUACCUGUCAAAGCUGGGACUGUGGUUUUCAGAUCCCCUUCUGUCCCAGCACCUUUACCAUGACAUGUGUCCAACCUGUGAAAGAGCUUUCCGAGUGCCUGCUGGUCUGAUCAGCCACAGUCAGACACACUAUAUACCUUGACCCCAACAUAGUGAUGUUAUUUUGGUCCUCUUCAAGCGCAUAGGACGACAACCAGCCCCUAUUCCACGUUGCCAAAUCCUGGCUUCAGGACUACCUCACUCAGCAGAGGUGGAGAAGAAAUAGAGGAUUGUAAACCUACAGUUAUUCAAACCUCAGAAGCCAUCUCAUCCAAUAAUUCCCCCUCACCCCAUUUUAUAGAUGAGGAAACAGAGGCCCACGAAAAUUAAGUGAUUUGCCAAAGGCCAUGGAAAAAUCACCAGGUAAAAGACAUCCAGUGAGUAACUUAUGCUUGUCUUUUCCCAGAACGUCUUUUCUCAUCACUUUCUUGCUGCAGUUAAGUCCUGUCUGCUUCCUGGUAGAGGUGGUGAAUGCUUGGUUCCCCGUCGUCCACCCUCAUUUAUUGAAAGAGAGUCCUUUUUCUUCAUCAUCCCUUUCCAUCAUUCCUCAGAGCUUUCAUUCCUAGUAUCUUUGCCAUCUUGGUGAAUUUCCUUUGGAGCCUUGCCAGAGUUUCCCUUCCCAGGCCAUCCCAUUAGGACUUCUAUAGACACUCCAGGGGAAAUACUUUUUUAUUGGACCCUGGAAGAUUUAGAAAGUAGAGAGAUCACCCAGACUUUGAGAGGGGAUAAAUGGCAUGAGGAGGGUGUCAUUCGAGAUCGGAGAGGCUGUAGAAGGGGCAAGAUUGCUGUUUUAUAGACGUGACAUCAAUCUUUCUAAGACACAACUCCAUCUGAGUAUCAUUUGCUGACUGAGGACCCUGUCUUAUAGUCACAUCAUGGCUAUGCACGUAGUAAAGCUGAUGAGCCCUUUACUUAGUAUUGUAUAUGGUUCACCUUCCACCAUAGGCUCCUGUAGACGAGUUUCUGAUGCUGAGCAUCCCAUCAGCAAGAGCACGGCAUCCUGACAGCCCAAAGGUCACCCUCGAUUCUCAAACUACUUUUUUUUUUAAAGCCAAAUCUUCCCUAGGACUCCCAACACCAUAGUGGCUUUAGCAGUUUGUUUUUUUUAUAGGACAGUCAACAAUUUGAAUUGUAUAACGAUAGAACAAUCCAUUUUACAAACCAGGUACAGUGUUCUAUGCUCCGGUACUGCGUCUGUCCUGAUGUCAGGUUUCUCCAAGCCUGUGUAUCAGUGUUGUUCACGUGUCAUUUUAGGAGGAAGUGUUUGCAUGGCUUUUUCUUCACCUUUUUUCUGUAUGUGGCUAAGCCCUGCACACGUUCAUUCUGAAAAGCCUUAAAUCCUUGGGAUGUUCAACGUGGGGUGUGUGGUACAAAAAGGCUGCCUGGAACCUGUGAGCCCUUUUGUAAGCUGGAAGCAUUUCUCUUAUAACUGUUACUUUUCUAGGAACUUUUUAAUUCACAGCUGCCAAAGCAUUCCAGUAAGCAGUGCCUUAGUGUUCUCUUAGACGUACGUGCCACCAGCCUUUUCUUACAGCCGUCCUUGACCUUAUUUUACAAAUUGGCUCCGUUCAAAAAACAAACAAACAAAAAAAUGAGCACCUGUUUUCUUUGGUUCCACCGGAAACUUUUUUUUUGACUACUUGGUCUAAAACAUGAAAUUAUAUACAAGUCAAUCCCAUCAUUAUGCUCUUAAAUGUAUAUACCAAAAUGAAAGGUUACAACUUCAUAGUUUUCCGUGGAAAGUACUUAUGAUGCUGCCUUUUAAAUUUCACGACCAAAUACUUAACUAUUUUUGAAUUUUCACUCUAGCAUGAAAGUGCCUUUGGUUUGCCGUUCCAGCUUAGAAAAGUGCUGCCAUAAUGAUGAUAAUUUGUAGAGAGACCAAAAAUAUUUAGAGAUCACCAUAAUGCCUUUGGUUUAUUGGAAUGAGGGGGAAAAAAACAAAACAAAACACAAAACUCUAGGCCUCCAUUUACAAGAGAGCACUGUGUAUGGUAACCUGCUGGCCACCAGUCAUCAGAUAGUCCAGUCCGGAACCUUCUACUCUCCACCAUCAUUUUACCGCCGUGAAGACCAGUAACUGGGAUGUUAACGUAUCCAGAUGACCCAUCCUCCCUUUUUCAGCUCCUUGCCCAGUCUUUUGUGUCUGUGGAACACGAACCACAGAAACCAUUUGUCCGUGGACAAAUGUUACAACUUGGGGUUCAUUCAGUCUCCUUUCUGUUGAGCAUUUCAGUUCCUAUGAAGGCUUUCCUUUUUUCUACUAGUUCUAAUGUGCACUUAUUUUGUUUACAAAGUUAGACUCUUUGGAAAUUUGGAAGCACCAGACUGAGAUAAAAGUACACAACCAAAGUGAAGUAGGGUGAGUCAAAUCCAAACCAGCUUUUUUUUUAAGCCUGGAAAUGUUGACUCUUGAGUGGGAUGUCUGAACGUGCUUUGAAAAACCUCCCAAAGAGCACCAUUCACAGCUCAGCAUUUUCAAGAAAUGUUUCAGCCCCAAGGAAGGCGACUCCUCAAAGUCAUUGUCUGCUUUUGGCACCUUUUGAGAUCCAGGCCAUACAUUAUAUCAAAAAUGAACGUGAGGGGUUGGGCCAGGGGACCAGGGCAAAACACCAGCCCAACCAAAACCUGGAAGAGAGGUGUUUUUAUUACAAACAGUUUUAUAGUCACUUAAUGAACUUUUGACAUACAUUGUCCGCUCCUGCAUGGUGUCUAUCAUGAGAAUACUCUUUCCAAAUUUGAAAUUUUAUUUUAGAUCACUUGAUUUCUGUACCUCUCUCUCCAUACUCACCCUCUAAUUCUUGUACUAUGAAGAUUUACAUAUGAAAAGAAACCUAUCUGGAAUGCCACUAACGUUUGGCCAUUUCUGUUCAAACAUUACACAAGCUAGCUAGCUACUUGAAUUUCCAAACCAUAGAUCUUGUACUGCACCCUGCCUUGGAAGAAAUUGAAGCUCUAACAAUAUUUGUUUCCCCAUUCUUCCCCCUUUUUUAGCUCAGUUUCAUUUGGCAAUAGCUUUCCAGCCUGAUUAAAUCCAUCACCUAUAUCUUUCAAAGUGAAGCUUGUAUGAUUAAUAUUUAAUGCCAGUAGACAGCUAGCAGAAGUCAACCCACCAUGAGGAUAGUUGAAAUAUUUAUAUUUCUUUUCUUGUCCUAACUCUUUGGAUAUAAUUGGCUUUCUUACUCCCUGUGAAGUUUUAUUUUGGAGUCCGAGUACUCUGAAAUGUUUGAUCUGAUUUUUUUUAAAUGAUAUUUAAUCUCUCUAUCAUUAAUCAUCGGUCGUUAUAGAUUCCAGUUUCAGACCUCUCUCAGGUUGCCCCUUUUUUUGUCUGCCUUCGAUUGUCAGAUUGUGCAUUCUUCUUCUUCUUCUUCAUCUUCUCUUUCUUCUGAAAAAGAAGCUGUUAGUGUUCAUGUACAAGCCAAUUGGAAACCAGUCUCUGACUUCUCCAGUUUCAUAUUCGUAAUCUUCAUUGUGUCAAUUAGCUGUUGAAACCUUGGUUGACAAAGGAUGUUUUUCCCUGUUACCUCCUUAAAAGACACGUUUUUUUUUAUGAGCCUUUUUAUUUCAGGCUCAUGACCGCAGAAAAAAUAAAUAAAUAAAAUAAAUACAGUACGUGCCUGAAAAAUGACAGAAGAAUUUUAUAACAGUAAAAAAACAAAAAAACAAAAAAAAACCUGAAUAGCCUUUAAUUCUUUACUAUCCAUACAUUUUACGUAAACCCGUUUUUGCCAUGUGCAUCUGUUCACGUUGUAAAUGACUUAAUGGAACUCUCACUUUAUGUUUAUUCGUGUAAUGUGUAUAAAAAUGGGUUUGUGACUUAAGCAUAUUCAUAUAUGGUCAGUGGUUACUUUAUGAUUGUACUGCUGCUGGUGACUUGAUGUGGAAACUGCCUUUUGAUAAAGCGUUUCCUUUUUGUUAGAUUGGGUGGGGGGGGACCCUAUUGGGGGAGGAGGGAGGGUAGAGAAAGUCUCACGUAUUUCUUUAACCUAAUUGCAGAAAGUUCCAAAAGAAGUUCACUUCAAUCUCUUGGCAGUACAGUAUUCUGGUAUUUGUUAUUUGUCUGUGUGUAGGUACUGGUACCUUUUUUGUUUCAAAAUGUUUUAAGUGUUGGCUUUAAAGUGAAUUUAUCUUUAGUAUGAUAGUAAUAUGAAAAUUAUAGGGUUUGUGUGCAGAGAAUUUUUUUAUAAAGUGCUUUGUAAAAAAAAAAUGUAUUCUAGCUUUCGCGGUACAUGUGUGAUAACUUUAAUACCCAUGCCAGUUAAGUGCAAUUAUUUCAUCACUCUAAAAAUGCUAUUUUUGUGUCAGUUACUGCAGGUGUUUUCAUGUCUUUGCAAAGUGACACAUUUUGAUGCCUUCUUGAGGAAGUGGUAGACUUUUUGUAGCUUUCUAGAAACUUUGUAUUCAUACCGUAUCGAUUGAAAAUAAAGAAAAUCAAAGUGUGGGUCAACUUUU